AUGAAAACAAGGCCUCCCAAGCAUUGCUUUGCCAGGAUUCUUCAUGAUGAGUUUGGAUGGAAUCAGUCGCUGUUGGCAGGAGCUUCCGCCUGCUCUGCCUACUCACAGCUGCUCAGCAGUUCACGGAGUGGCAGAAGAGGGCAGAGAGGAGCCCAGGUGUCAAGGAUAAUAGUCAGUCUUCCGCAGUAUUUUUCUUCCAGAACUCAUCAGAGGGAGAACCAGCAGUGCCAGAUGAGAGAGCCCAGCAUUUGGCUGCUUCCCCAAGUCAAGGCUAGAAGGGGAUUGAGAAUUUGUGUUGUCUGCCAAUGUGGCGGGUAUCCUUCCUCUAGUGCUUUUGGACCCCCUGAAUUAUUUCUGCCUCAGUCCUAG
Molecule: messenger RNA, 369 nt
Organism: Rangifer tarandus platyrhynchus (Svalbard reindeer)
Lineage: Eukaryota; Metazoa; Chordata; Mammalia; Artiodactyla; Cervidae
Source: the annotation of a GenBank genome assembly